Molecule: messenger RNA, 1336 nt
Organism: Diospyros lotus (date-plum)
Lineage: Eukaryota; Viridiplantae; Streptophyta; Magnoliopsida; Ericales; Ebenaceae
Exons: 4
Coding region: 259-1131 (290 amino acids)
Source: RefSeq, a predicted model, not a curated record
AUCUGGUCGUCUUGAGGCAGGGAGGGAGGAAUCGAAUCGCAGGCUCUGACAUCGAUGUUGUCAUCUUCCUCCUCCUCCAAAAAAAAUCCCCCAUAAAAAGUGAAAAGUUUAAUUACCCAUCUUGUUUGAUUCAAAUGUCUGUAAAAGGGUUUCGCAUUGUUUGAAUCUCUGCUCCUGUAGAUCACUACCAAUUGGGGAUUUUUCAAACCAGGAGGAGGCAGUUGCAGCGAAAUUCACGCUCGAUUUGCUGAGUGCGAAAUGAUGAUGGCUGCCCGCAUUGUUGAUGAGAAAUGGAGUGGGAAGACGAUGGAAGGAGGUGAAGGUUUGAGAACAGUGGAGUGUUUGAGAGGAAGAUUGCUUGCAGAACGAGCGGCUUCCAGGGCUGCCAAAGAGGAAUCAGAGCAAAUGGGUACCAAGCUUACCGAGCUUGAGAACCAGUUGAGGGAAGAAACCAAAGCAAGAGACAGGGCAGAGAAGAGGCUGAAACUGUUCUUGAAGAAGCUCGAGUCCAUGAAUAUACCAUAUGUUUCAGAGGACUCCGAUCAAUCAAGCUUGUUGGAGAAGAGUGACCUGUCCUCCGUGUCAUCCACAGCCUCUUCUUCUGGUGCCAAAGAACCAGAAGCUAAAGUGCCCCAAACCCAGAUCAACGACCCUCCAAAAUGUGAGUCAACGGCCUCACAGGAAUUGGAGGACAACGCUUCACAAACUGCUUCCUCCAAUCAAGGCCAUUGUUGUCCAGUUGAAGAGCCUCUCACUUCCCCAGAAAGGGCCAAUUCUCAAGAAGCCAACAGUGAGCUUGAUUCAAGUAGAGGCUGUGAUAAUCUAAAGCCAGAUAAUCGACAUAGUUCCACGAGCUCGAGCUCUUCAGUGGAAAGGGGCGAUACUGAUGGAGGAAACAAUGAUGAAGGAAACGGAGAAGAAGCUGAGGACGAGUGUAUUGAUAACUCAAUGGCACUGGUAGCAGUUGAUUUGGCAAAGGCUUCUUCAAAACCCACAGAUCCAGUUAUCCUGGACGCAAAUGUGAAAGAAGCCCUUGAAGCUCUGAGGCAUGCUAGAGAAAUGCUACAGUGCUCAAUGGAAAGAAGAGAUGCGACCAGAGUUGGGGUCAUGAAGUGCAGGGAACAUGUGUGAUAAUAAGUCCCAGCACAGACGACAAGCAUGGAGCAGGACCAUAACACUUUUGCAUUAGGGAAAUGUUGGCUUUUGAAUUGAGGCAUAGACAAGUGGAGUGAUUGUACCCUGAAAGCGACUCCACGGAUAAAUGCAUUGAUAUGGGCCAGCUGGGUAUCUAAUAAACGUAGUUGGUUUUACGAUUAAAUUGCUUUUAGUCUAAAGU